CAGAGAGGGAGAUACUAUCGGAUUGCUGCUCAUGUUACCGCAGAGUCAACUGUCCCCAGACACCGUGUUUUCCAACUCUAUGCCCCGGGAACGCUAACCAGUGGGGCAGACACUGCGCCCUCGCUGAGUGUCCUUUAGCACCUUGGAGAGCACCUCACGCUGCAGCGAAGAACAUCAAGAAAUUAUGUUUGAACGGACUUGGGAUAAUGACCUAACCAGCAACCUUGGCAGGGCGCCGUGGGCUCUCCUUCCUGUCAGCCCCGUCUAAAUGGUAAACUUGUGGUUAGUACAUUUCACUGUGAAGAUGCAGUUGUCUAUCGCUCAAUAACACGGAGCGCUUGGUGGCUCGCCGUUCACCAUGCUGAGGAAAUUGAACCUGAGGUUUCGGCCGGACGCCGAGGGUAAACUGGGUGAGUCCGGCGGUGACAGAGAGUGGCCGAGCGAGGGGUCCGGCAUCAGGCUGGUUCGUAGCACCUCCCUCUACCUGAUCGGGGAAAGUCACCAACACGUCGGAAGUUCUUUGAAGCGCAGCCAGAGCGCGGUGAGCGUCGACUCAUCCAUCUACAACAUCAAGGCCGAGGACAGACUAUGGAUGUUCUCCAGGACUCAGGACUGCCUGCAGUAUCUCCACGACCUGAUCAUCCUGCGCCAGCAGUACCGGCCUGCUAGCAACCACGGCAAGUCCAAGGACAGGCCCGACCAAUCCUCUGCCCUGGUAGCGCCUCCUAAAACCAGCAAGAAGCCAUCGCCUGGGAAACACGCCUCCAAAGUAGGUCUAACGAAGACAAAGGAUGAAUCCAAUCCUGCACCGGCACCAACAGAGGCUGAAACACUGGCAUACUUUGAUUCAGUCAUUGCAGCUUUUGAUCAGGGAAACAAAAGCAGGACUCAUACAGCAGAGGCUAUGCAUCUUGAUGUGGACUUUGUUAAAUGCUACAUAUUUCUCUUUCUAUAUUUAUAUCUAGUUGCCAGCAGCACAAGUGAGCACAGUUUGCAUUCCAACUGGAUCCUUAAAUCGCCAAGAAGGUACUCUAUUGACUUGGCACAUUUGACAAAGGUGGAGGAUUUCUCUCGAAGAUACAGUGAUGGGAUGCGAAUGAGCUUCAAGAGAUUAGAGCGACACCCUAUGUACCUCCCCAAGCUGGUCGAGAGCCCAAUUCACACAAUGAGGUUCAAGCCAAAAGCACCCAGUGAAGAUGACGAAUUGUAGUCAACUACAUCGCAACAGCUUUGAAAUCUGCACACACCUGACCAGCUUGUAUUAAGUCAAUCAAAUUCUUUGUUUAACAUUGCAACCUCCCUAUUAAUGCACUUAUGGGGACUGCUGGCGAGGCAAACGAUUAUCACCCAUUCCUACUGGCUGUUACAAAGGUAUUGAUGAAUCCAUCGUUGAGGUCAACUGGGGAAGCUGCUCCCUCGAUGUUGGGUGUCAGGCAUCUCAGAAGUUAGAGCUUGCCAUGGUGAAGGAACGGUUGUAUACUUGCAAAUCAACUAGCAGGGUAAUUUAUUCUCAUGCGCUGCUCCCAAUGAACUUCUUGGCGGUGGAGAUGAUAGAGCUGCCAUGUGCGGUUGAAUAAACCUUGUUGAAUUGCUACAGUACAUUUCGUAGAUGAUAUGCAAAGAAAGCAAACAGCACUGGUAGUGCAUGAAGCAAAUGCUCAAGGCGAUUAGCAAACAACUUAACAGCCACUGACUUCUGGCAGAAGCUUUGUUAAUAUUACAUGACCAUGAUUUGUUUUUGUAUUUGUCCUGUACUUGUAAUCUUAACCACUUAUUACCAAGAAUGACAAAUGUAUCAUUGUGCUUUAGCUAGGGAUACAAGACAGGUUCACAUCUGAUGGUCACAGCAGCUGAUUCCUUUUGUUUCCACUGGCCAUUGGUGUCUUUUACUGUCCACCAUGUUCAUAUUCUAACAGCGAGUGGGAAGCUAAUGUCACACAGGAAGGUGCACUGGACAUGUGCAGUCGUGGACUGGAGUCACCACAAGAGCAUGGAUGGUCAGAAAAAGUACAAAAUAAAAACACCAGGCACACACCCGACUAAGUGGGUCUGAGAUUUUUAAAGGUUCAUCUUCCAACGGGCCAGAUGUUGAUUGGGGCAAGUAGGUUGGAGAUAUAUUUGCAAUGUACAAUUUGCAGAUAUUCUCCCCAUGGCAUUGAGUUCAGUACUGUAAGUACAAAUUAAAUAUUUGCCAUUAACACUGCAAAACAAUGUUUUAUGGUUGUGACCCUAACAUAUCAUCUUGAAUGAUAUCUUCAAGAUACGGGUUGUACCUUCAAGGUAGCAGCAGAUUUAGGAAAGAAACAGUGUUUGUGAAUGGACUGGGGACUUAUCUCCCCUGCCCACGGAGGCAAUUUAGGUGUUCUGAGGUCAGCUGUGGUCUCUCUUGUGUAAGUAAGAACUGCAGAUGCUGAUUUAAAUCGAAGGUAGACACAAAAAUGAGACCCUUCUUCAGACUGAAGAAUGGUCUCAGACUGAAGAAGGGUCUCGACCCGAAACGUCAUCCAUUCCUUCUCUCCAGAGAUGCUGCCUGUCCCGCUGAGUUACUCCAGCAUUUUGUUUCUACCAUUGAACCAUGGAUGGGAUGAGUAUAGGUUUAAUGUAAAUGGCUGGUUGAUGGUUGGCAUGGACUCAAAAGGUCAAAAGGCCUGAUUCCAUGUUAUAUCUCCAUGCCAAUAGCCAAGUGUUGAGGAACAUUUGGGGCAGGUGAUGAGACCAUUUCCGAAGGACUUGAGGAGAGAAAUGUUGAGAGCCUUGGGGAGAGAAUGUGAAAAUCUGGCUCUUGGCUGCUGAAAAUCAGGAACCAUAGAAUAUGUUUGACACAGGUGGAUGUCACUGUUCCUCAAGUAAAUAAAAAAAAAUUAAAUAUAUAACCCCAUUAUUUUGGGGUUUGUUUGGUAUAUUUUUAUAUGUAAUCAUCUUUUGGAUAAAAUGUUAAUCCAAAAUGUUCUAAAACAUCUUUCAAAGGCAAGUAAUGUUGGCAUCUGGUCAAUAUUUGUAAGAGAAGGUAUUCAGGAG
This is a messenger RNA of Leucoraja erinaceus (little skate), 3018 nucleotides long. RefSeq lists its product as uncharacterized. Lineage: Eukaryota; Metazoa; Chordata; Chondrichthyes; Rajiformes; Rajidae. The record is from RefSeq and is a predicted model, not a curated record. Bases 359 to 1210 code for a protein of 283 amino acids. The transcript is spliced from 3 exons.